CUUGCGAAGCAGAGUCGCGAACGACGUGGAAAGCCUCCAACUUUCUGGUUUUUUACUCUUUCUUUAUUGAGGUCGCUUGUUCGUGUUCGCUAAUGCCAAUGACUGGAUUCUGAUUCUGAAGCCAGCAGGGUCUGGGUAGGAUCGAAUCUGCCAAAUUCAGAAGAUCCUCCGCUUGAAAGUCGUUGCCUUUUCGACUCGAACGGAGGCUUAAAGUCCUACCCUUUAUUCUCAUCCUCCACCCGCUCCCCUUUAUCCCUCCUCCUUCGUUCCCAGUUCAUCGCAGAAUCACAAGGCUUUGGCUUGACACUCAAGUGAGCUUUUGGAGUGCCCUGAGAGAAAAAGUGGCAAAUAUGGGCAAAGGAGGCAUGUCUCGCGAGAAUGGCGAUGGAGAGAACAUGGCUGCUUGGCUCGUUGGUGUCAACACCCUGAAGAUUCAACCUUUCACUCUCCCUCCACUUGGCCCCCAUGAUGUCAGAGUCAGGAUGAAGGCUGUUGGUAUAUGUGGGAGCGACGUUCACUAUCUGAAGACGCUAAGAUGCGCGCAUUUCGUGGUGGAAGAGCCUAUGGUGAUCGGGCAUGAGUGUGCAGGGAUCAUAGAAGAAGUGGGGAGUGAAGUCAAGACAUUGGUUCUGGGUGAUCGAGUGGCCCUAGAGCCAGGGAUCAGCUGUUGGCGUUGUGAUCAUUGUAAAGAAGGCCGAUACAAUCUCUGUCCUGACAUGAAGUUCUUUGCCACUCCUCCUGUACAUGGUUCUCUUGCCAAUCAGGUGGUGCAUCCCGCAGACCUUUGUUUUAAGCUUCCAGACAAUGUGAGUUUGGAGGAAGGGGCAAUGUGCGAGCCCCUGAGCGUUGGAGUUCAUGCUUGUCGCAGAGCUAAUGUCAGUUCAGAGACAAACAUUUUGGUAAUGGGUGCAGGACCUAUAGGGCUUGUCACAAUGUUAGCUGCCCGUGCUUUUGGAGCACCCAGAAUUGUCAUUGUGGAUGUUGAUGACCACCGCUUAUCAGUUGCAAAGGAUCUGGGUGCAGAUGACAUCGUGAAAGUUUCUACAGAUAGGAAGGAAAUACCUGAAGAGGUGGUACUGAUACAAAAAGCAAUGGGAACAGAGAUUGACGUGAGCUUUGACUGUGCCGGUUUCGACAAAACUAUGUCAACAGCACUGAAUGCCACUCGGUCUGGCGGCAAAGUUUGCCUUGUGGGAAUGGGUCAUAACCACAUGACUGUCCCGCUUACUCCUGCUGCUGCAAGGGAGGUUGAUGUGAUUGGCAUAUUCCGGUACAAGAACACAUGGCCUCUCUGCCUCGAGUUUCUAAGAAGUGGCAAGAUAGAUGUGAAGCCCCUCAUAACCCACAGAUUUGAGUUCUCCCAGAAGGGAGUCGAAGACGCCUUUGAGACGAGUGCUCGGGGCGGCAACGCCAUCAAGGUCAUGUUUAAUCUGUGAGAACGGAAUCACGCCAAGAAAAUUUCCGUCACGCGGUGAAGUGUCUUGGCUGUGACAUGUAAACCAUAGAUUUCAACCUUUAGGUGUGGAUUGAUAUAUCGAGGAAUCUGCUUUGGUUUGCCUUGCUCAAUCUGGGAAAGUUGAAUAACAGAAGUUGGCAAUGAUGUAGACAGUGUGUGGCUCUGGGCAAA
Messenger RNA from Syzygium oleosum, 1627 nucleotides. Its product is annotated as sorbitol dehydrogenase-like. The transcript has 6 exons. The record is from RefSeq and is a predicted model, not a curated record. Bases 351 to 1436 code for a protein of 361 amino acids. Gene Ontology annotation, molecular function: oxidoreductase activity, acting on the CH-OH group of donors, NAD or NADP as acceptor; zinc ion binding. NCBI's taxonomy places the organism in Eukaryota, Viridiplantae, Streptophyta, Magnoliopsida, Myrtales, Myrtaceae.